This is a messenger RNA of Mytilus trossulus (common blue mussel), 8145 nucleotides long. Its product is annotated as phenolphthiocerol/phthiocerol polyketide synthase subunit C-like. The transcript has 8 exons. Gene Ontology annotation, molecular function: 3-oxoacyl-[acyl-carrier-protein] synthase activity; fatty acid synthase activity. NCBI's taxonomy places the organism in Eukaryota, Metazoa, Mollusca, Bivalvia, Mytilida, Mytilidae. The record is from RefSeq and is a predicted model, not a curated record. Gene Ontology annotation, biological process: fatty acid biosynthetic process. The coding region runs from base 1 to 8106 and encodes 2701 amino acids.
AUGGACAACGACGACGCUAUAGCCAUAAUAGGUAUUGGAUGUAAGUUUCCCGGAGCUGACAAUCAAGAGGAAUUUUGGCAAUUAUUGGUGAAUGGCGAGAAUCAUGUUAUUGAUAUACCAUCUGAACGGUGGAACAAUGAUGCAUUUUAUAGCAGCGACCCAGACACAAAAGGAAAGACAUAUAUUCAAAGGGGAGGAUUUCUGAAAAACCAUGACGAAUUUGAUAACAAGUUGUUUGGGAUAAGUGACCUUGAAGCAGAACGAAUGGAUCCUCAACAACGAUAUGUGCUUGAAUGCGUCCAUAUGGCUUUGGAAGAUGGCGGCCUCACACGAAAUAUGAUGAGUGGAUCAGACACCGGAGUUUUUAUUGGUUUUAUGAAUGAUGAUUACAGAGGUGUAGCCGAUGACGACCUUACAACAAUGACAAACUACGAUAUAACUGGAAAUCCUCCAAGCAUUAUUUCCGCUCGUGUAUCAUAUGUUUAUAACUUGCUAGGACCAUCAAUGUCAAUAGAUACGGCAUGUUCAUCUGCCUUAGUUGCAAUCGAUGUUGCUGCUCAGAGCUUAUUAAUGGGGCGCAGUUCAAUGGCUAUCUGUGGAGGGGUAAAUAGUAUGUUAUCGCCGUCAAUGUUUAUAGCACUCAGCCGAGCGAGAAUGGCAUCACCAAGUGGACAAUGCCAUACAUUCUCAUCAAAUGCAGAUGGAUAUACUAGAGGGGAAGGAUGUGGAAUAGUUAUAUUGAAAAAAUUAGGACAUGCUAAAAGAGAUUCAAAUAAAAUUUGGGCAACAAUUGCUACUGAUUGUAACCAAGAUGGCCACACAGCGACCCCAAUAACAGCUCCUUCUGCUAGUCAACAAGAAAAUCUUCUUCAUAAAGUUUAUUUAUCAAAUAAUGUAAAUCCUCAUGACGUACAAGUGAUAGGAGCGCAUGGGACAGGAACACCGGUUGGAGAUCCGAUAGAAGCGAAUACGUUGGGCAGAUUUUUUGGAAAAAAACCAAACGAUCAAUCUGUAGAGAAACAUGUUGUUUAUAUAGCAUCUGUAAAAACUAAUAUUGGUCACUUAGAAUCAGCAGCAGGGGCAGCUGGGCUAAUUAAGGUCUUAUUAAUGAUGAAAAACGAAACAAUUGUUCCCUCUCUCCAUUUUGAGAUGCCUAAUGAAAAAAUAGAUUUUGAGAAGUAUCACUUUAUUGUUCCAACACAUACUAUUCAAUGGAAACCAGAUGUAAAUAAUCAGCGAAUGGCGUGUGUUAACAGCUUCGGAUUUGGUGGAACAAACUCACAUGCGAUAGUAAGGCAGUUUCAGCAGGAGAAACGCCGUCAGGAGGAACAUCAAGACAUGUUACAACUAGUGUUUAUUUCCUCGGUAGACCUAGACGGACUCAAGAUAUCCUUAUUUGAAAUGGUAGAAAAGAUCACUAGUAUCGACAUUCGUUUGUGUGAUAUCUCAUACACAUCUCUAUGCAGACGAGACCAUCAUCAGUAUCGUAUAGCUAUUGUUGCCAACAGUUUAGACGAUCUGAAAUAUAAAUUAAGAAACCGACAAAAUUCAAAUGAACCGACAUCAAAAGUAAGAUUGAGAGCACCAAACAUCAUUGCUGUCUUUUGUGGUGUAGGGACGACAUGGAAGGGAAUGUGCAAACAGUUGUUGAAAGAAUAUACUGUAGUAAAAGAAGUAGUACAACAAAUUGAUAGCAUCCUUAAUCAGUGGGUUGAGUUGUCAAUUUAUGAUAUCUUAGCUAAUGGCAAAGAUAUUUCUGAUCCUUUUACUGGACAUAUAGCUAUUUUUACAUGUCAGAUAGCCCUUUGGUCCCUUUGGAGGCACUGGGGGAUAAAGGUGGAUGCAAUUAUUGGUCAGUCUGUUGGGGAAGUUGCUGCUGUGUAUGCUGCAGGUUGCUUGACAUUGGAAAAUGCAGUUGCGGUGAUAUAUCACAGAUCAAGAAUACUAUCAACUGUUACAGGAGGCAAAAUGUUUGUCAUAGGAAACUGUAACACGAAAUACAUCGAGUCUGUUUGUAGCAAAUUUCAAGGAAAGGCCUGCAUUGCGGUUUAUAUAAGUUCUACAUCUUGCACUGUAUCCAGCGAUGCUGAUAUCGUUGAUGCGUUUAAAAAAGCAGUAAAAGAUGGAUUACCCAAGGCUGAACAAGAUACAUUUUGGCUGACAGACUUAAAUGUACAAUGCGCUUAUCACAGUCAACACACAGAUCAAGCAGGAAAAGAUUUAGAAAAAAUCGUUAAACAUUUUGUAAGUUCUGAUCCUUCCAUAUCCUAUAUUUCAACAGUAACUGGCGAAACAAUAACUGAUGGCAAUGUUAUUGAUGCUUUCUAUUGGAACAAAAAUGUAAGUUGUCCAGUUUUAUUCAAAGAUGCAGUGUCCACUGCCGGAAAGAUGAACACGUUUAACAUAUUCCUUGAGAUAGGACCAAAACCGGUUUUAAGGGCUCAUCUUCAAGACUCUUAUGCACACAAUGAAGCAAUUUGCCUUCCUUCGAUGAAAGAAAGACACGAGGAAGACACUUUGUUAACGUCACUUACAGAAUUAUUCGAGCAUGGAAUUGAUUUAGAUUGGCACAAAGUGUGUAAAAGACAAGGUAACUUAUGUGAUAUACCAAAGUACAAAUUCAACCCGAAAAGAAAGUCAUUAUUCAUAUCAGAUGUUACUCUUUUGAAACAUAAAGGAUUAUACCCUAAUGUAGGAAACCAUUUGUUUGUUUCGAAAUCGCCUAUUUCAACAGCAAAUUUUAAAGUAAAAAUAAACGAUGUAGUUACACCAUUUGUGUUUGAACACUUUGUAUCAAACACUCCGAUUGUUCCUGGUGCAUUUUAUGCCGAGGUGGCUCUUGAAGUAGGACAAUCACAUCUACAAAGAAGAGUUCAAGAUAUCUGUGUUGAAAUAGAAUUCAUUAGACCAAUAUUUCUAUCUCCUGGUCAAGCGUACACUGUAGAUGUAUCAAUCGAUGAUUUAUCAUCGAAAUCACCAAUCUUUUUGUUAACGAAGGACAAGGAAAUUAUAUCCAAAUUUACAAUACGACACAUAGAAGAGCGAACAGAAAGAGAACAUAUAGAUAUUGAUUGCAUAUACAAAGUUUGCCCACAGUUCCAAUCAUCAGAAGAUAUUUAUGAUUCACUGAACAACAUGGGUUUCUCAUAUGGCAAAAACCUACAAAUUCUUGGGGAUUCAUGGAAAAAUGGUAAGCAAUGCCUUGUUCAAAUGCAUGUAUCAGAUGUAAUCUGGAGUGAUGUAAAGAUGACCCAUUUCCAUCCAGCUAUAUUGGACGGUCUUAUUCAAACGUCAAGUGUUUUGUUUUUAGACGCCUCUGAUGAAAUUACAGUCUUACCGGCGGGAAUAGGGAAACUGAUCCUGAGGCGAGGGAUCGAACGAGCUAUGAUUGCGUAUACUGAAUUGAAGCAUCGAUCCAAAUCGGAAGUUCUUUACAAUAUGUUGUUGUUGACUGUGAAUGGUAAUAUCAUCGCCGAAAUUGAAGACUUAAGGCUAAAAAUUAUUGGCGAUGAGUUGUCUAAUACCUCACAGGAGUACACAUUGACGUGGGAAAAUAUUCAAUUAAACCGUCUAUCUAAAAAUACGGAUCGAGAAAAAUUGAAAAAGAGAAUACUCCUCUGUUCUUUUGAUAGACAAAUAUUGUGUCAGAUAACGGACAUCCCAGACAUAGAAGUAAAAUCCCUUUUGCUGAAAGAGGAAUCAUCCCUCAGUUCACAAAAAGAUGUAUUCAGUUCUUUUUUGAAAGAAAAUCCAGGGUUUGUAGAAAUCUACUUUGCACCAGGUAAACAGAUUACAGACUUGAUUUCGGGAUCUGACCUUUUAGAGACAAUAAAUACAUCCUGUGUAGUCUUACUAGCUAUUGUACAGUGUAUUACAGACAGUAAAGAUGAGGCAUUUAUUACAGUCAUCACAGAAGCUACCCAGGUACAUGAUAUUAGUUCUUGUUCAUAUGUAAAUCUGGUUGGUUCCGAACUCUGGGGACAGGUACGAUCGAUCAUACGGGAACAAAUAUCUUUUGAUAUUCGUUUGAUUGAUUGCCAUCCAUCUAUCAGUGAGACUAUGGAAUUCAUUUCUCAACUUUUGAUCGACGAAAGCAUACCAAAAUACGGGGAGUUGAUUUUUGAUCAAGGAAAAUUGUUUACAAAUCAUCUGCAGAAAAAAAAUUCUGACAAACCAAUAAGUAAAUAUCGAUAUGGGAGCAUUGAUGAUUACUGUAAAGUGGAAAUAAAAACUGAAAUAGCAAAUGAUAUAAGGCAGACAUAUUGCGUUUUACAAAAUGGUCCAGAAGAAAUUUCAAAGAACUAUAUAUCAUUGUGUCUUCACGAAGUAUCAUUGCACAGCAAAUGUUUGUACCCAGUUACCUUACCAUGUGUAAAUCAUGAUCAGACUUUCUUUGCUUUCCAAGAGAUUGGGUGUUCUGAAUUUGAUUUACUGUCAUAUGAAUCAACUGCGACAAUACAAGAAAUAUCCAAAUUAACUCCAAUCACGAAAUCAAAUGCAGCAUCUGAUAAUAAAAAUAUGUUCGUUGCAUGUUUUCCUAUGAGAGUGCAGAGUAUAGUUGAAGUUCCACAAACAACAAUUUAUCCCUUACAACAACUGCCAGGUUAUAAACCAGGUGUUAUAUUCGUUAGUUUUCUAAUGUACUCAUUGGUUCAUCAUGUUGAAAAAGGAAGCCAUGCACACAUAUUAUGCGAUUUAGAAAAUGAAUUUACAGGUAAAAUACUCCAAAUGUUCUUGACAAAAUUUAAAAGAUCAAGUUCUAGACUACACGUAGGUACCAAUUGGAAUUUAGAUUCAUUUAAUACAGUCUUCAUGUUGAAAACAAUGAUUCCUAAAGAUAUACUGAAAUUAAUAGAGAUGAGGUUUACGGGCCUAGUUAUAGCUCUUUCUCCUUUUCUGAACCAAGAUGCUCGACUUAUUCUGCAAAUGAACAAUGUUAAAGUUCAAGUGAUACAAAUUGAUGACGUCUUAUCAAAAGAAAAUUUUGUAAAAUUCGCUCCCGUGGUCUUCAAGUUUUGGAAUAAGCACAGUCUAAAUGUUGAAAUAUUCAGACAUGAGAAUAAUGAAAUCAUCCAACAUCGCAAUAGACAACAUGAAUCUAAUGGUAUUCUAAAGGUCCCGACCAACACGUUGUCCAUGAAAUUUGAUAACAUUGGAAAAUACAACUACGUUAAAAUACCUCAACACUAUUUGUUCAGAAAAGACGGUUGUUACAUUGUCAUUGGUGGUUUAACCGGUUUGGGAUUGGAAAUUGUAUAUUUUGCUGCAGGUCACGGAGCUGGUGAGGUAAUAAGUUUGUCACGUCGAAAUGUUUCUAUUCAACAGCAGAAUAAAUUUGACAUGCUAUCGGAAAGUACCGGAUGUCGUAUUCGAGCAAUGGUAGCAGAUAUAACUGUUUGGGAUGAUGUACAGAAAGUGUUUUUUGAUAUAGAGCAGAGCUCACAAUGUAAAAUCAAGGGCAUUUUUCAAGGUGCCGGUAUAUUGAAAGAUACUCUUAGUUCUAGAAUGAAAGAAGUCCAUUUAAAAGAUGUACUAAAACCAAAAGUACUUGGAACCUGUAACCUUCAUUUGGUAUCAAAAAAAUACCCUCUUGAUUAUUUUGUUAUGCAUUCAUCCAUGACAUCAGUGAUGGGAAACAUAGGCCAGAGUAAUUAUGGAGCUGCCAAUGCUUUUAUGGAUUGCCUUGCGCACUACAGGAGAUUGAACGGACUGAGUGGACAAAGUUUAAAUUGGGGCCCAUUAGAUGUAGGUAUGCUGAAGGAUCAAGCAAAUAUUGAAGAAAUAUUAAAACAACAAGGGUAUUUUCCGUUGAAUGUUCCCGACAUUAUGAACUGUCUUCAGAAAAACCUUCACAGUACCUCAAUCCAAGUGACUUUAGGAAAUUUUGAUUGGAAUUUAAUAGGGACAAAUUUGAAAUCAAUGAAAACGGAUUAUGUUCGACAAAGAUUUCAUAAUUUAUAUAGUCAUGAGAUAGAAACUUAUAAAAAUUCGCACAGUCGAGUUGUUAAUGACGAACUGAUUGAAAUUACAAAAGCACUAGGACAUGAAAGGAUGGAAAAAAUUGCAAAGGUAGUCUUCAGGGUGGCGAGCGAGGUAUUCACAUUAGAUAUAGACAUUCUACAAAACGAAACACUAGUGCAGGAAUUAGGAAUAGACUCGAUGCAGUCCAUGUCAUUUGUUAAUGCAAUUUACAACAUAACUGGCGUCAGGAUUCCUGCUGUCACACUGAUGUCAGAUGAAAUAUCAUUUGAAAACAUAAUUUUGAUUUUGAAUUCUGAAAUUUCAGAGAGCGAACAUUUGAUGCCAAUCAAAUCAAUUGUGGACAUUUCGAUUGUUCAAUCAAUGACCCCUAUGGAAAAAAAGUCAUAUGAUGCUUUUUUGUUCAACUCGGAGGACCCGACAUUAUUUAUUUAUGUAGAUCUUGAAGUAUCUGGUCGUCUUGUAAAUCCUGAUGUAUGGAAAUACCUCCUUUUUCAGCUCCAUGCCAAGCAUAAAGCAAUAAGAACUAUUUUCCUACCAAACCAAAAAGGAAUUAGAUAUGGAAUACGAAAACAUACAAUGGAUCCAGACGAAGGUACUGUCGAUUUCAUUGAAGUUCCAUUGAAAGCUUUAGACCAUGUCAAUAAAAUUCCUUCAGACAUUAAACCAUACCUAUUUGACCCGUCAAAAGAAUUACCAUUGAGAAUUAUAUUUGCUCGGAAUGCGAACAAAUGUAUCGUUCGACUAGUUUUUAAUCAUUUAUCAUUUGACCUUACGUCAAUUAUGAUUGUAGUAAGAAGCAUUUUAGACAUAGAUCAAUCCGAAUCAAGUGAUGGUAAUUAUUCUUUAGACAACGUUGCUGUACUAUAUGAGCAAAAAUUUCAACCACAGAAAGACGAACUUAUAAGAUUUUGGAAACAUCAAACACCCGCCGUUAUAUUGCCAAUGUCAUUUAAGGGUAGAUCAGGAAUAGAUUUGAAUCCAAAGCAGUUUGAUUUUACCAAAAUCACAGUUGACCAAGAUAUUGCACUAGAAUUAACAAAAUGUUUGAAGAAGCAAAACGUAAAACUAUUUGUGUUUGUUGUCAGUUUAUAUCAAAUCCUACUUUCCACUGAAUUGAAAAUAAAAACAGUAUCCCUUUUUGGAACGGUCGAUAUGCGAAUACAUUUUCCUGAAUUGAAAGAAACUAUCUGUGGAUUUACAAACCAUGUUCCAUUUUACGCAAACGUCGAUCAUUCGGUAAAUUUGUCUUUUUUCCUCGGUGAGAACAAGCGAACAAUUGCAAGUGCUAUUGAAAACAGUUUACUACCAUGCGAUAAAAUUGUCGAGUUCUUAACUAACAUAAAACCCGAAGACGUAUUUAGACACCUAAUCAUUAUGGAAUCUAUUAAAGACUUUGGAGAAAGCCAGAAGAUUACCAAUGACGUUACGAUAAAACGUAUUUGUACUGGUAACUACAACAAGGAAACAGUUCUAUUGGUAUGGCAUGAUUUGGAAAAAGGCCAACUAGAUUUCGAGCUAGGUUACAGUACACUGAUGCUAGAUGAAACAAGAGCAAGACAUAUUUUGAAUAUGCUUUAUCAAUUUGUGCAGCACGUAAUUAAACAUCCAGAUUGUACGACAGGGUCUUUGAUCAAUCUAACAAAAAAGGAUUGCAUGAAGACUACAGGUACUAAACAAAUGAUGAAAACUCCUUUAUCAGAUAGAAAACGCGCCAUGGAUACCACAACAAAGAAUGAGAUUGAUACUAUACAUGUCAACUAUAGAAGUCAAACUUCUCUAGCUAUAAAGAACCAAGAUUUACAUAAAGUUAUUGGUCAAUUUAUGAAGCAGACAACACAUGGUUGGGAUCACCAAGUGACAAUGUCAAUCAAAGAAGAGGAAAACGGGCGUACCUUGAACUGGGGAUUCUUGGAAAAGACAAUGACGAAAUCCUUAUCAAUGAGUACCAUCGAAAAAGUAGAAACGACUGAAACAAAUGGUAGAUACUGUAUCCACAUCCAUGCAAACCACAGAGUUUAUAUCUUCAAGACAGCUGACCUAAAGUUAUAUGAGCAGUUCACAUAUGAGUUAAGAAAUACUGACUAUGACUCAAUUGUAAUGGAAAAUGAUAGUUUAUUGUUCUGAACAUUUUUUAUAUAAGACAUAUCGUUUCAAUAUGGUAAA